AUAUGCAAAAAAGUUGAUUACUGCAAUAUUUUGAUGCAUUAAUAAAAUCAAAAUAUUUUCUGUUUUUCUUUUUUUACAAGAUUUUACUAUUUCCAUUUGAAUUCAAAAAACUCAUAGUCUGUACCUGCUGUGGAAAACUGGAUUAUGUGACUUCUUACAGAGGAAUAUUAUUUGGCUGAAAUUACUGCUGCUGCUUUUUACAUUAACAAAUGAAUUGUUGCGAAUGACAUCAUUGUUUAAAGUGAGAUUACCAUAUCAGUAUUAGAUAGACAAAGAACUCUAUAACACAAUAGAAGACCUCUUCUCGCCUUUGUGUUCACAAGUUGAGUAAAGAGGAUGAAGACCCUCUUUACUCAAUUUGCUAAUUGACUGUAUUGUUGAGUUGAUUUGCUUUUGAGGCAUCACAAUACUGUAGUGAUAUUUGGCAUUCUUGGACAUUCAGAACUAUUGACAUUUUGAUUCGACUUUCUAUUUUGAAGAUGACUUGUAAAGAAGCUUAUGGCUUCCUUGCAAGCCAUCUGCAAAAUAUCUUCAUAUUAUUUAGUGCAAUUCUGAUGAGUUCAUCGCAUUUCUGUUUAUCCUGCUGUUGAACGCACAGUUUACACUUGUUAAUCUCCUUAGUUCUGUGACUCUAAAAUGCAAAUUAUGAUAAAAUUCAAUUGACCAUUACUGAGAUAAUAUCGGCAUCAAAUUUUGCUUCUACUCUAUAUUUUACACAUGAAAAGUUCCAACUACAUAAUGGUCUAUAGAAAAUACCUUCAAGUUUUUUGUUUUCGUUUACCUGCAAUAUGGAAACCACCGUGUCUGAAAAAUGGGGAGUAAAAAAGAUUCGUUUUACUAAAUAUUACAUGUGCCAAUUUAGCAAAUUUAAUUAUCCCAGUUUAAAAGUUUGGUUAAUUUUUUAUCUUGAAUAUAAAAGCAAUUGUUGAAAGCAAAGUAAUUGUCUUUAAUAAUCGUAACAAUAUGAUAAAUUUUAAUCAUUAUCAAAGAAAGGAAUCAUCCUAAUUAAUGUAAAGAUGAGUGAAAACCUGGGCGUCACUUCGAUAGCUGAUCAUUUUGAAGGAAUCUUCAGAAUUUAUCCAUCUAUAAACCGAGCUGCACCAGACUUUUGGGGUCCCGCCGUGAAUAACGGCGGCGUUAAAGAAAUAAAAUUAUCGGAUUACAAUGCUAAAUACUUGGUGCUGAUCUUCUUUCCUAAUGAUUUCUCGUCGGGAAUAUGUCGAUCGGAGAUCAUCGCAUUUAAUGACAGAGUAGAGGAAUUCAAAAGGAUCAGCUGCGAAUUGUUAGCAUGCUCUACGGGAAGUGUAACCUGCCAUUGUUCUUGGAUAAGUACCGAAAGAGAAAGAGGAGGAUUGGGAAGAAUAAACAUCCCACUCUUAUCCGAUAAGAACUGCCGAAUUUCUAGAGAUUAUGGAGUUUUAUCCGAAGGAGAAAACAUUGCGUUUAGAGGACUGUUUAUCAUUGAUAGAGAAGGUAUGGUGCGACACGUCGUCAUCAAUGACAUGACAGUGGGCAGAUCGGUGAAGGAAACGUUACGAUUGCUUCGAGCUAUUCAACAUUGCGAUGAAUAUGGAGAAAUGUGCCCAGCGGAUUGGGAAUUACGUGAAGUUGACACUAGAUCUACUCAAACUGACAUAUGACAUAAAUGACAAAGUUUCUUAUUACGAAUCGAGUGAGAUCCUGAGAAUCGUAUUCCUGAAAAAUUCAUACUUUUAUUUUUGCUAAUUUUUCUGGUUUAUUUUAGAAUUUUGUUAUAUUAGAAUACAAACUCUCAAUUUUAUAUAUACCUUUAUUAAAAACUUUAUAAUAAC
This is a messenger RNA of Centruroides sculpturatus (bark scorpion), 1811 nucleotides long. RefSeq names its product peroxiredoxin 1-like. Gene Ontology annotation, cellular component: cytosol. The coding region runs from base 1017 to 1640 and encodes 207 amino acids. The record is from RefSeq and is a predicted model, not a curated record. NCBI's taxonomy places the organism in Eukaryota, Metazoa, Arthropoda, Arachnida, Scorpiones, Buthidae. The transcript has a single exon. Gene Ontology annotation, molecular function: thioredoxin peroxidase activity. Gene Ontology annotation, biological process: response to oxidative stress; removal of superoxide radicals; cell redox homeostasis.